Molecule: messenger RNA, 2241 nt
Organism: Akanthomyces muscarius
Lineage: Eukaryota; Fungi; Ascomycota; Sordariomycetes; Hypocreales; Cordycipitaceae
Exons: 3
Coding region: 1-2241 (746 amino acids)
Biological process (GO): actin cytoskeleton organization
Molecular function (GO): actin binding
Source: RefSeq, a predicted model, not a curated record
AUGGCUGCUAUGAUCCAGGCCUAUCCUCAGCAAACCUCGACAGCUACUAUGCUCCAGACCCGUCCAGCCUCUGCCGCCGCGAUGCUACCAGGCAACCAGAACCGUCAGGGCAACCAGUAUGGCCACACGUCUCGAGCCUCCUCAUAUGGCAACAUUCCUACAGGCUACCGAGGCAGCUCUGGUCCCGCCCAACCCCGAAGCUUCAACCAGCUGAAUCAUAAUAUGCAAUGGCAGCAGUACGCAGCGUACCGUGCCAACUCGUCAUCCGCAGUCCCCACGACAAGCUCAUACGCCCCAACGGGCCAGUACCUAGGUCACGCCAAUAAUGCCCCGGGUUACAACUUCAACUUCACGGUCCCCAACAACGUCACCCGGGACGAUUCUGCCAUAUCACGAAACCUCGUGGCUCAACAGUCACCAUAUUAUAAUGCUGCUGCUGCCAACGGCAAGACUGCUCCGGACAGGUACCGGAGAGCGAUCCCCCAGCCUCUACACAAUCGCUCCCAGAGUACCAACCUUCCUGCUACGAAUGGCAUGUACCAGCUUCAGAAUGGUUCGACGUCUGUACCCAACUUGUCCAAUAGCGUUAGCAAUCCCGCUCAGCUCUCGGCUGAGGAGUUGUAUAACCGUGCCGCCCAGGAUGAGGCCAUGAGAGUGCGUCGCCGCAGUAUCCAAUCCUUGGAAACGCAGGGACCUCUCCCCGUUAUCAGACCAUCCUCGGCUGGAAGACCGUCAUCUGCUGGCCGGCCAUCUUCUGCUGGACGACGUGGAGACCACAGCACCAACUCCGCUACGCUUGCACCCGCCGCUGUCGUGCACACGCGGAAAGGAAGUUCGGAUAGUGUCUCAUCCAACCGCAGCACUAGCUCGCGACCAUCCUCCUCCAACCGCACCACUCCUCCCCCCACUGGCACCCCCUCUUUCCCUGCAGACAAUGCCUCCAAGACUGAGCAGUCGAAGCAGCUCAAUGUUCCUCCCCGUGUAGCCUCUGGCGACGCAAUCAAGCGUACACACAGCCCCUCGCCCUUGUCCAAGCCCGCCACCAUGCCUGUUGAGCCUGCCGAGUCCCGUCCAGCCACUGCAUCUGGCCCUCCCGGCCCCAAGCUGGACAGCCCGGCAGCGAAGCAUCUUGCGGCUAUCAACCAAAAGGGCACCAAAGCUACGAGCAAGACGUCCAGACUUCGCCGUGCCUUUUCUUUUGGUAGCGCUGCUGAGCUUCGCAAGGUUGCCGAAGAGGAACCUUCUACCCCACCAUCGCCAACCAAGCUGCACAAGGAGCCCUCAGCUGAGCAAGUCUACGAUGCCGAGCAGGCUCGCAUUGCAGAGGCACAGGAGGCUAGCGGACUGGGAAACAGCAUCUACGGCUCGCGCUUCUUCGGGUCUACCGACAAUCUGUCCAUCUCUUCCACUGCCUCGUCGGCUUCUGUCAUGAUUCGCAAGAUGGGCCGUGGCAUGAAGAAGAGUACUCGAUCCCUGGUUGGCUUGUUCCGUCCCAAGUCAGUCAUCGGUGUCCCGGCCGCCGAGGCCGCCGUUCCCGAGAUCAGCCAGGCUGCCGUCUCCAUGAUUACCGUUGAAGCCGAGACGCAGCGUGUCAAUGUUACUGCGGACCCCACUGCUUCCAACGGUGUCACUGGCUUCCCUCACCUAGAGCGAAACUCUAUGGACGCUGCCCAUGUCCCGGAAAUGGUUACCGAACAAGUGGGAAGCCCAGGCAAUGACCAGCCCGGACCAAGACGCAGCAUCGUUGGUGGUGACAAGGAGCGUGCUGAAGUGUUGGCUGCCGUGCGUAAGGGCAUUCUCAAGCGACCUGGCUCUUCCAGCCCAUCGACGAGAUCGAAUGACUUGGUGUCCCCAGAACUUAUACUGCCCAACGUCCCUGCUAUUAGCGACUCGCCCAACUCUAGCGCACCAAGCACGCCCAACGAUGAGGGCCACGGUCAUAGAAGGACUGGGUCUAUUGCUCUUGGUAACGAAGAUUACUUUAUGAACGCCCUCCGUUUGCGUUCUGAUAGCAAAAGCGCCCCGGGAACACCCUCUGCUGGCAAGAGAUCUGCCACAUUCUCCCCUCGCCUCAUUUUCCACGACACCUGGCCUCCUCAGGAAUACGAUCGCCGAGGCGAGAUUGCUACGUGCAACCGUCUCACGCCCAUGCUGGCCCAGCAGAUCAAAGAGGAACUCAACAGCUUCAAAAUGGAGAUGGAAGUCCACGAGAACUCCAAGAUUUACACCCACUUCUUCUAA